This is a messenger RNA of Odontomachus brunneus, 2914 nucleotides long. RefSeq names its product thyrotropin-releasing hormone-degrading ectoenzyme-like. Gene Ontology annotation, biological process: peptide catabolic process; proteolysis. The transcript is spliced from 12 exons. The coding region runs from base 84 to 2753 and encodes 889 amino acids. Gene Ontology annotation, molecular function: metalloaminopeptidase activity; peptide binding; zinc ion binding. Gene Ontology annotation, cellular component: cytoplasm. NCBI's taxonomy places the organism in Eukaryota, Metazoa, Arthropoda, Insecta, Hymenoptera, Formicidae. The record is from RefSeq and is a predicted model, not a curated record.
AGAUACCUCGUGCUUACAAUAACAUCAGGUAUCAGCAGUAAUGCUAGUUUUCACGGACUCGUCGAACAGAUAUAUGAAGCAAAAUGGUGUCCUUGAGAUUGCUAUUGAGCACCGCUGUGUUAUUCGCCGUUAAGGUGAUCAGCAGUGAUUUUGACUGCGAAACAUCCUCUGUCAAUGACAAUAUACCGUUCGAUGAAAUGGCGCCAAUAUUUUAUAAGAUCGACCUCAAUAUAACAAAUAACUCAGUAAUUCUUGGCCACUCCAACAUCCUACUUAAAGUUCAUCAUACAAUCAGACGCAUCAGUUUACAUGCUAAUGAAUUGAAUAUAACUACUAACUCGAUAAUGCUUAACACCAUAAACACGAUGGCCGACAUACCAAAUAUAGGAUACAUACCUUAUCAGAUUAAUUAUUGUUCCAUAUCGCAAAUUUUGGAGUUGAAUUUUAAAGAUGAUAUAUAUCCGGGAAUGUACGACUUAAGCAUAAAUUUCCAGUUGCCUGUUAACUUGUCUUCGUAUGAUAAAUUCUUCUGGUUGUCUACAAUACAAAAUGAGUUGAACUCACCGCGCAAUGUGUUUCCAUGUUGGGAUAAUCUGGGGGCAAACGCACGUUUCAUCAUCUCAGUGAAACAUUCUAAGUAUCAAAAUGCUUUAUCAAAUAUGCGAAUAUCACGCAUAGUUUUCGAUGAAAACGAAACGGAGACAAAUUUCGCUGAGACUCCCAUAAUAGCUCUUCGUAAAGUGGCAAUUGCAGUAAUCGAUUAUGCAAUUGACAGACAGACUAAUUUAACUUCUGAGGAGAUUAUAUGGUGUCGACCGGAAGUGGACGACUAUUUAAAAUAUUUUAUUUUCGCUAUUGAAGAGUGCAAAACUACAUAUAAGACGUAUAUUGGAAAGACAUUUUAUAAAACAACAAAAUUUAAAUCAGACCAUGUCUUAGUGCCGAAUGCUCCAAUGAAAAUUAUGGGAUAUCCUGGACUCAUUAUUUACAGAGAACAAGAUUUUACCUACAAUGAAGAUUCAGACUAUCCUGGUCAUAAGAGCAACAUAUUGAACUUAGUAGGACAAGAAAUGGCGCGUCAAUGGUUCAAUAGAGAGACCAGUCCGCCUUCGUGGGCUGACGUUUUGUUUAACGAGGUCAUCGCGUCGUUUCUCAAUCAUAUUUUGACAGAGAAGCUGCAAAAUAAGACGAUACAGGAUCUUUACGCGGUUCAAAUGAUGCAGUCUGCUUUUCAUCACGAUUCUGCUCUCAAAAUAAAACAUGUCUUACAUAAAAUUGACAGUGCUGAUAAAAUUGAGAGGGACCUUUAUUUUCGCAUGUAUUGCAAUAAAGGAGCCGCCUUGAUCCGAAUGUUGUAUUAUUUAUUCAGUCCGAACGACUUUCACACUGCUAUGCAGAUGUAUUUCACCCAUAAUAACUAUACAGGUUCGUUCGAACUCACCAAAUUAUGGAAUGUUUUGCAACGCGUCCUUGAUAUGAGAGAUAAGAAAUGGGUCUUUUCGCUUGACAAAUUAACGGACAUGUGGCUAAACCUACAGUCUUACCCUGAAGUGUAUGUUGAUCGUCUGUUUUCUAAUAACUCAGUGAUCAUUUCAAAACACGACACCAGCAUAAUACCUAUAACUUACAUCACGCAGUCGAAUCUCAUCUCUGGUCUUACUUGGAAUUUUACUUGGCUCUCUGGUAAUGAGAAAAAAAAUAUCUCCGGGAUCGCUGAAGAUGAUUUUAUCUUAAUUAACAUGGAACAAACUGGAUAUUAUCGCGUCCACUACGAUUUCGACAGUUGGCAGAGAAUUUAUUCUUAUCUAAAGUCUAAAGAUCACACCGUCAUACACGUCAAUAAUCGUGCUCAACUCAUUGACGACGCGUUUUAUUUUGCGAUGCAGCGAAGACUCAGUCCUACUUUCUUUAUGAGUCUCAUCUUGCAUUUAUUGGAUUAUGAAACGGAUUAUAUAGUGUGUUAUCCUGUAUUCAACAUCUUAGCGAGGAUGUCGACUUAUUUCGAAUUACCAGAAGGUCGAUCAUUCAAGGGAAUGAUGGGGGAUUUUUUAGCAAGUCUUUUGACGAGAAUAGGAUAUGAAGAACGUUCUGAUGAAAGUGAUAUGACGAAAUCGUUGAGAUUAUUAGCAGUAAGAUGGGCUUGUAAAUUGGAUUCUCUACGAUGCAAGAAUGCCGCCCGGAUUAAACUGAUCGAGCAUUUAAACGAGCCUGACAAACCAAUUUCACCCUGGUGGAAGGAAUGGGUAUAUUGCACAGGUAUGAACCUGGCAAAUAUAAGCCUUUGGCAAAAGUGGAUGGACAGAUGUAUUAAAGAACGAAAUAGCACGUGCUUAACUUACUUGUCUUGUGUUGACACAAAAGAUGUCAUCAGCUAUUAUUUAGAUUACCUCACAGAGACACUUAUGUACGGAAAUUUUUCAAAAAUAUAUAAAUUCAUAAAUAAAACAGAGAAAUUGACGCUUUUCCACACUCUGUUUAGAAAACAAGCAAAGCACAAUGACAUACUUUCGAUGUUCGUAAAUAGACAGGAUAAAAUAAUUAAAACGAUUUAUCGUGACUUCGAAAUAGAUCCAGUGAAGUUGUUAAUAGAAGUUAUGGGGAAUAUAUAUUCCCAAGAUGGUUUUGAUAUGAUGACGAUGUAUGCAAAACGUUUGAAAUUUAAAAGUGCGACCCAGGAACGUCAAUUUCAUGACCUGAUCCGUUUUCGAAUUAAAAUAUUGGCUCGAGUAGCUACACAGUUUUAUAUAUUUUAAUUUAUAUUUUAAACAGAAAAUAUGGUUAGGAUCAGAUUGGGCUUAAACCAUAUUUUUUGGCUGUUUCAACACGAAGAUGGUAGUAGUAACAUGCAUAUAAGAUUGUUAUCAUUAAAAUUAUAUUAGUAUAGUUGAUUAAAAAAUGACUGUCUUGAUCAUAA